This is a messenger RNA of Rhineura floridana, 1098 nucleotides long. It is a transcript of the gene OCIAD2, whose product is annotated as OCIA domain containing 2. Bases 258 to 698 code for a protein of 146 amino acids. The transcript has 8 exons. Gene Ontology annotation, cellular component: mitochondrial inner membrane. NCBI's taxonomy places the organism in Eukaryota, Metazoa, Chordata, Lepidosauria, Squamata, Rhineuridae. The record is from RefSeq and is a predicted model, not a curated record.
UUGGGUGUUUCGCUUUCUCUGUGCCGAGUACUCAAGCGUUGAUAGGCCGGGCCCGAGGCUGGGUUGGAGGAGGAAGCGGGGGAGUAGAGAGAAACUGAGCACAUGAGGCAAAAGGAAGAUAAGACAGGGAGCGAAUGAACAAAGGCUGCUUGCCUGGAAGGACCGCGGUCUGGUGAGGACGCGGGUGGGGUGAGCUAACUCGACGACACUCAACAUUUUCCUAGAGAUCAGAUUUGCUGGCAACAUUAUCAAGAGCUAUGGCUUCUGCCCCUGGUGAUGGGAAAGUUCAGGCUCCUUCAGCAGAUCAAAAGAGCCAGGGCCUGCUCCAUUGUCCAAUUUCAAAUUUUAAUACUGAAGAACUUGCAAAGAUCCGUCAACAAUGUAAAGAGGAAAGUUUCUGGUACAGAGCUCUUCCUCUGUCACUGGGAAGUAUGCUUAUCACUCAAGGACUAGUCGCCAAUGGUGUUCUCAAACCAAACCCUAAACUUGGAUCAUUCCCUAAAAUAGCACUUGCUGGUGCCCUGGGCUUUGCUAUUGGGACAAUGUCAUAUAUAAGAACUUGUCAGAAGAAGUUUGAAGAUGCUGGUCUUCAACCGUUUGGCCCAGGAUGGAAAAGACACUGUCCUCAUAUCUGCAAAGAAUGCAAAGCUAAGUUUGAAUCAAGCGCAUCGGAAAAAUCAACAGCUUCUGUUUCUUGAAACAGAUAAUGUGGAAGAAACCAUUUUGUUAUGGUAGCUGCUCUACACAAUGAUCUCACAAUUCUGAAGAAUCUGCUGUCAUUUGAACUCCCUCAUACGUUUUACAUGAACUUUGAAAAUAAAAGUUAUUUUGCUUUGUAUGUUGCACAUUCUGCAGCACUAAACUGAAGAUGAAAGCUAAAGGUUCCCAACAACUUACAACAGUAUGACUGCCACUGCAGUGCUUAAGUGCUUAAUCUACUCUGCUUUCAGGCUUGGAUCUUAUCAGUGCAGUUCAGAGUACCUGUCAAAUAGCUAAACUUGCUAAGAAGUUUGACCUUAUACAGCAUUUGUUCUGUAACUGAUGUAUAUAACUUGUUAAACUGAAUAAACCAAUCAAUAUAUCAUUAAUAUAAAAACA